AUGAGCGGAAAGGCUGCCCAGAAGGGAUGGGCAGCUGGCGUGGUGGUAACCACAAGUGGCCUGGCAAAAGGGGAGAAAAGCGAGGCACAGAGAAAAAUAAAACAAGCUGGAGGAGACUACUCGCCGAACCUUUCAAGGCGCUGUACUCAUGUACUCACACGGCCUGGGACAGAUAGUCAGAAACUUGACGCUAUUCGCAGCAACCCGCAACUCUGGCCUCAGGCCAUAAUCGGUUUGGACUGGCUGGCAGCUUGCGAACAGCAGGCGAAAUGCCUGCCCCCUGGACAAUUUGCUAUAGGCCAACGUCCGGCCAGCUUUGUCAAGCAUGAGGUUCCGGUCACUGCAGCCAAGCCGCCAGGGCCCUGGCAGCCUCCUGUUGCCCCUGAUGUCGCGGCUGUCCCGCCAGCCGUGCCCGCACCUGCACCCGCCACAACGGCCCAAAAGCCAGCACCCUGGCGGGUCCACUUCAGCCAGGUGGAGGAGGAUCCUUUCCUCGCCUUCCAUGCCGCAGCCCCAGCUACCGGAGUGGCGGAGGUGGCCCGGCGUCCCUGGCGGGUGCGGGUGUCUUCCGUCCCCGAGGACGCGCCACCGGCCCGGGGUACCGCGGGCAUGCCCAAGUCAGCAGCUGGUGGGCCCAGCGGUGAUCAGGAUGAGCUGGCCGAGCCGCCGCAGCUAACGGAGGACGAUGGCGGCGCCGGCGGCGCGCCACCGCAGGCGAAACCGUGGCAUAUACGGCACCUUGAAGAGGCGUCGGCCGAUGACGUGGGGCUCCCAGCGGCCCUGCAGCCGCGGGCAGCCGGUAUCGCCACUGCGGCUGCACCUGUGAACCUCAUGGGAGCCACGCGCAGCACCGCCUCCGGUUCCGCCGCCACCGCCACCGCCAUCACGGCUGAUAGUACCUCCCGAGGGGGCCCUGUGGCGGGUGGACCUGCAGAGACCGGCCCUGCGGGAAACCGCUGGGUGCAGCAGAAUAGCAGCAGCCAGUCAGGUGGGCUGGUGAUCCGCCACCCAGCCGCGAUGGCUCUUUUCGAGGCGCUGGCCUCACCGCGAUCGUCUCAGGGCUCAGUCCUAAGUAACCUACCGCCACCGACUGCACCAACUGCACCGGUUGAUCCACGGGCAGCUGCGGUCACAUCGGGCUUGGGCACGGAACGUUCCUCGGAGCCUGCUGUGUCCCCGGCGGCCCGAAUGGCAUACGCAAGCGACGUGCAGGUUCAAGCCGGGACAACCGCGGGUCCAGGUGCGAGUAGGCCGCCUGCGACGGCCACGGGCCACACCAUGAGUGUCCCCGGCGGCCGGACCGGUGCGCCUAUGACAGCUGGAGGCCGCGACGGCGUACCUGUUGGCGCAGGGGGCACGAGGGCAGCACGGACGGGUGGGACCGGGCUGGGGCCGCUGGGUGGUGUCUUCGCACAGACAGAGGACGAGGAGGCGGAGGUGCCCUUUCCUUCGCUGACACAACUAGCGGAGGACCUUCAGGCUUUGCGUCAGGAUUUUGUGGUUAUGCCAAGUGCGGGGCAGGCAGCCCAACCGCAGCGUCCGGCAGCGACACAGUCACCGCCGCCGCUGCAGCAGCAGGAGGUGCACCUUACUGGCUACACAUCGCCGCCUGCACCAGGGGAGCCAGGGCUCCCAGGCCCUGCAGCUAGAGCUGGUACGGCAGAGUGGCAACCGUCUUGUAGCAACAACAUAAGCGGUAGGGGUAGUGACGGAGAAGAUGCCAGGGCUAUCCCAAAUGAGAAGCAGUUGCGGGAGGAGCUGCCGGGUAAGCGCUAUGGCCAGGGCCUAGCGCAGCGGCACCCGGAUACCAGCAGUGCUUGUGCUGCUGUUGCACAUGGGGCCAUGGGCCCAGGGGACGCUGAGGCAUCGGGGUGGUGGGCUCCACCCCUGUCGCAGCUGGUUGCGGAGCUGCGGGACGCGAGGCAGGGCCUGGGGACGAGGCCGGCCGCUGUGGAAGCAAGACCCGGGGUGCACGAUGGCGCGCGGCCAGCUCUGGCGCCGGACGGCCCUGCGGCUGGAACGCGUUUGAGCGGCGUGGAUGUGCGAUCCGAGCAACACCAGCAGUGUGCUGCUCACCACGCCAUUUGGGCUACGGAUGGGGCUGAUCGGGAGGAGCACGAUGCAUGGGUGAGGCCCCAGGCGAGGCCCGGCGAGCAGCUGCCAGGCCCAGCAUACGCGUACUACAGGGCGCCGCCGCUACCGUUUUCUCUCCAAGCCGCCGGUUCCAUUGGGGCUGCAGGACAGCGGACGGAACCUUCCCUUGGGGCCCCCGUCCGGGGUGCGGGCGGUACCGGCCAAGGGGCUGACGAGGAAGAGGAGGAGCAGCACGGGGCAGACGCGGAGCCAGGCCCUAUGACACAGAUGAUCGAGGGGCUGCGGGAGGCGAGGGAGGGCCUGCGGAUGGGCUGCGGCGGGAACACAGAGGGGCAUGCUCCCCAGGCGGUAGGCCGGCCGCAAGAUGACUCCUCACCCCUUAUGCCGCCGUCACCGUCGCUGCCAUUGCGCACCACCCAUGAAGGGCCAGACGCAGGCGUGGGUGGAAGGGUAGAUGCAGGAGUGGCAUGGCGUGUCCCGCAGCACAACGCCAGCCCUCCCACGCUCGCCGAGCUAUGGGGCCGCAGCGAUGGCGAAAGCCAUCCCCUCAACGACACUCGUCUCGCACCGGUGGCGCGGGAGGAUUGCGGCCGCCCACUGUUUGCCUGGGAUGCCGCAGGCCAAGCUGCGGCGCCGUUUGCACCGCCACUGGCAGCGACAAAGGAGGGGUUGGUUGUACGGCCCGCUCGUUACCUUUCUUCUCCGGAAGCUGGGUUCGCGCUUGGCCCGAAGCGCGAAGCACCGGGGGCACCAGCGGCUGCUGCCCCUGUCCCUGCCGCAGUCGUAACGGGGCCCGUCCGUGGUAGUGAGCAGGCGGCGCGGCCAUGGAUGUCCAACAGCACCAGCGACACCAACCGCACGGAUAUCGCCGAGGAGCCGUCCCUGACGCAGCUCAUUGAGGGGAUGCGGGAGGCGCGUCAGGAGCUGCGGGCCCCCGGGCUGGAUGCGGAAUCACCGACGCGAUCGACGAGGGCUGGCGAUAGUGGCGGCAGCUGUGGCCUUCCGGAGCCCUAUGACCCCAGUCACGCAGCCGUCCCAGUGGCGGCCGCGGGACACGCUCGCUCUCCAAACAUCUGUGCGGCACCGGCAGCACUGCGGCCAUUGCACCCGGCGCCGGCCGGCGCAGUUGCGGGGACAGGACUGCAGCUUCCUCUGGAGAGGUCCAGGGAGGGAGAUCUCAGGGCGGGCUGCCUUGCCAGCGAAGACGUCAUGGGCGCAGGCGGCAGCGAUGACGACAUCAGCUUUUCCCAACUUGUCCGUCUGUUGCAGCAGCAGAAGCUCAGCCGUGGCGCACGCGACGACGUAGCCACAUCUGUAGCGCAGCCUGAGUCUGGGGAGCUGAGGACCGCUGAGGGUAUCCACGAGGGGAUCGCUGAGGGCAGUAACGCGAAUCAGCUGCCCGUUGGGGAUGCUGAUGGACGCACCAGCCCACAGGAUGCCGGCGGCCUUGACAACGGGGCCUUCCGUGGCUCUAAUUCGUCCAUGCUGCACAUUCACGGCGGCUCUCACCACCUUGGUGGCCGGAGGGACAUCCACCAUCAGCAUGACGCCCUGCUUUCCGACGACCAACGCAAUCACCAUCAAGCUCAAGGCAACGAAAUCAACGCCGAGGGCGGCAUGGAAUGGGAGCGUGGCCCGGAGAUGUCGCUGCAGCAUGGGCUGGGUUCCGGACCACCAGUUCGGGCAAUACCUCCUACGAUGCCAGGCUCAGCUGCGGGGAGCCUUACGCGUAGUGCGGCUGCGACAGCGGCGCCGCCGUCGCCGCUCCGGGACGACGGCUUGAGUGCGGACGCGGCGGACGUCCCUGCGGCAGUGUCGUCCAUGCAGCAGCGGCAGCAGCAUCCCGGCAGCAAUGACGGGUUGGGUGUUGCGGGAGGACUGCGCCCGGCGGGCGGUGCUUCCUGCGCCUUCGGCAUCGCACAAGCAGCCGCUGCCGCUACGCCCGGUAUGCUGAGGACGGAACCCCCGGUGACGGGAAUGGGGACUGACCAAGGGGAGACCGGGGCGCCGUCCGACAGCCUAGGGACGCCUAGUCCCAGUCCGGGAUCAGACCUGCGUCCCGCGGCACUUCUGCGCCGCUUUGGACCGUCACCGCUGUCACCACAUGGCGCAGUCUUGACGCCAGUUAGGAGCUGUACAAAUACAGCCGGCGAAGGGGCGGAAGUGGAGGGAAGAGAAGGCGGCCGCCUCCCCGGCAUGUCAGGCUUCCAAGGUGAAGGUUCCGACAGCGUCACAGCAGCAUCAGGAGCGGGAACAUCACCCUCGGGACUCGGCUGCUCGCCGCCUAUGCGUCCCGAUGACACAGCUGGGCCCCCUGCCGACCCGCAUCGUGGUGGCGGUGAGGGCGGUGGAGUGGACCCCUUUCUGACACCCGCGCCGUCUACGUCGGAUUUUAGCUUCGGCGCCGGCCAGCGCAGCAGGCGGCGAUGCGCCGGCAGCAGCGGCGCCAGCGCGGAGGACAGUGUCGUCCUCCACGGCGGCGACAGCAAGGGUGCCGGCAGGGCUCCUAAGCCCGCCGCUCGGAAGAUGGACUCCCGCACGCCCACGCUGCUGUCCACGCAGGGCAGGCGCAAACAGCGGCAGCCCCGGCGCUCCACACCAAUUGCCAUGAAGGCACCGCUACCCCCAUCACCAUCACCCCUACCCGGGCAGGUGGCACCACCUGAGCUGACCUCUACACAGGAGCUAACGGCCUGCGGCGCAGUGUCCUCGUCGACGUCCGCUGCGGCCGUGGGGACUGAUCAGCCAGCCGGUGACUUCACAGCUGCAUUGGCGGGGCCGCCCAGCGAGAAACAUGGAGCCGCCGCAGGUGCAGCCCAGACAAUGCAGCCUCCUCGUUGCAAACUGGAACCCGAAGACCAAGGCGCCGCCCCUGGCUUCAGUUUCCAGGCAUGUCAUCAGCCGCAGGGGAAAUCCGCAGCGACGUCAGGAGAGGUGGCUGGCGCCCCACCGCCGCCACUACCAACGCCACCAGCUUCAGCCGCCACGUCCCUGCCAUCCAACCGGAUCCGAAACCCUAACCCUCAAAGCCUGAGCUACAGCCAGCUCGCCCCAAGCCACAACAGUAACCAUAUUGGCGUGAAUCUUAGGCAGAGCUUCCUUCCAACCUACCAGGGCCAGAGUCGAAACAGUCAGGCUUCGGUACUCGGCCAGAGCCAGGGUGGGGGCCUCAUGGCCCUACUGCGCUCGACAGCACUCAGCCAGGGGCCCCAGCACGGCGGCUGCAACCACCAGAGCCAGGGCUAUAGCCAGGUCAUGAGCUCUAUGUUGACAGUUUCUCAGGCCCGAAGCUCCGACGGCCCAAUUGUCAGUCUGCCUGUUUUGAAGCCGGAGGAGAUUCGGCUGCGCACGUCGCAAAUGCCCUGGGCGACCCGCCCCCAUGCAUGGGGGUUGGCCAGCCAGAGAACGGCUACGCGCGGUAGCUGGGGCGGCUGCUCGGGGGUCCAGGAGGAGCCGUCGGCCCAGGGAGGCAACCCGGUUGCAAGCGGCGGUUUGGAUGCGAUGCCGGUCACUCCCGGACCCUGGCUGGGCGGCGAAGACAGCGACGACGAACCGCUGGACGUGGAUGCACUGGUGGCAGCAGGCAGGGCAGCGGCGGGGCUACACACGCCGCCUCCUGCUGCGACAGCAGCAGCAGCGGGGUUAAGGGGUGAGAUGAGUUGUGCAGAGAUGCAGUGGGCUGGCGGCCCAGGGGUCGCCGUGGAGGCCACAAUGCAGCAACCGCCAACCCUGUCCGGUGAUGCAGCGGAACUUAACAGCAGGACGCAUGCGUAUGGAGCGCCGCCCGCUGUUGCUGCUGGGGACCUGGCGUCACGGCAAAACCUGCAUGAACUCUCUGGGGGCUCCGCCGCCGCACCAGCCGCCGCCAGCACCACGAUGCAGGACGUGGCUGCGGCCGCCGCACAGGUGCUGCCCUCCAGUUCCCAAUCACCGUCGCGAUCGCAAUCCUUGCCGCAGCCACAGCCACAGCACCAGGUUGAAGGUCUGACGGUCGAGCAGUCCGGCCGUCCGCCAAGCGGCGCGCCUUUCCCGACGCCGUCUCUUGCCGAGACUACAGCAGGUUUGUGUGCCUUGGACCUGGCUGACGAUUCCGUGCCCGCUGGCGCCUCGGGGCCGAGCCCACACAUCAGUGGCAGCCAGGGACCCGGGGGAGGUCUGCUUGCAGCGGGGCGUCACGGACUCCGCUGUCACCGGCACCAGCAGGAGGAGGAGAAAGGGGAGGAGAGAGAGCCGCCCUUGAAAGAAGGGGCCAGCUGCGGUGGCCGCCAGCGAGACAGCGCCGCGAGCGCCGUUGGGGGCCUGCUGGAGGGCGCAGUAGUCAUCAUCGACCGCUGCCUUCCUCGAGAGCAGGCUGAAACGUGCACCGCUGCGGUGGAGGCGCUAGGUGGCCACAUCAGCACCGCAACGCACCUGGGCUGCGGGGCCACAGCCGUUGUGUGUGAGCACUCCCGUGCGAGUCGCUGGCUGGCAUGGGGGGCACAUUUGCUGUCGCCCCGCUCACUAACCAGGUUGGCGGGCGCGCCGUUGGCGGGAGAGUCCCUGCGAGGGGAGGACAUCCCAGUUGUAGGGGGUCCCGGAAGCAGCGGCGAACACGGGGAAAGGGGUACUGUUGACCUGCUGUGCCUGUCACGUGGCAUUGCAAACGCCCUGCUGCGGGUGCUGGAUGAUCCCACUCCAGACGCUGAGGGGCCCAACAGUCGUUGCCGCCCGUUGUCGGAUGCAGCGCUGCACGGCGGCGGUGCAGAUCAGUUGACGGCGGCGACAGGCGGCGGCGAUGUCGGGGAGGCAAUGCCGGUGGAGGACCCCUGGCCAACCCCAGAAGCCCGGCGGCAGUUCCUCAUGGGCCUCAAGGCGUUCGAGGCAGCAGCGGGCACGCAGCUGCAAGGCUUGGGCCUGGCCGGCGACCAGCCCAGUACUCUGCAACCAGUGGCCCCCCGGGUGCUGCUGGAAAAUCUGGUGUGGCAGCUGACGGAGCCGCCACACCGAGCGCAAGCCAUCGACGGGAGCCCUGCAAUGGGCUCGGACGAGGAGCCCUACGCCGGCUUGGAUGGAAGCGCUGACACGGAGGCGGCUUGGGACGAACAGACCGGCGCGUUCAGGCAGGCACCCAGCCAAGAAGCGGGCUCGCGUUGGGGCGAAGGCUGCAGCGCAAGGCCCAUUAGCACUGAGCAAUUGUUUUCCUGCGGCCGGGCUCCAAUGGCGCGGGGAGGAUCACGGCCUGUGGGCCCUGCGGACCUUGACGCCGUGGUGUUCACGGGCUCCCGGCUGACCCUACUGCUGCCGCAAGAUCAGCAUGGCCUGCUGGGCCACCACGCCAUCACGGUCACACAGCAGGGCCGUUCUCCACGAGACGUUUUGCAGCUCACCACUGGCCACAGACUCAUAGACCACACAGAUCCUGGUGACGGUCGCAGAAGUGGUCGCCGGGGGACAGCUAAAGCAGCCAUCGGAUUUCACGGCGGUGGUGGCAGUGGAGGUAUUACAACACGGGAGCUACUAUCCGCAAUCCACCGCUACUAUGCGGAAAGCAUGGCGCCGAUGGAAAUGGCAGCUGCCAUGGGCAGCCACCCGGCGCUCCGUCGGGAGCUGCAGGUGUCCUGGCAGCAGCGCGUGGCCGUGCCGCGGUCAGCGUUGUUGGGGCGGAAGGUGGUGCUCUCCGGGCUGCGGCGCUGCACCCUGGCGGGUUCGCUAGCUGUCUACGAGCCGAACCUUAUUGGGUGA
Messenger RNA from Volvox carteri f. nagariensis, 7815 nucleotides. RefSeq lists its product as uncharacterized. Lineage: Eukaryota; Viridiplantae; Chlorophyta; Chlorophyceae; Chlamydomonadales; Volvocaceae. Bases 1 to 7815 code for a protein of 2604 amino acids. The record is from RefSeq and is a predicted model, not a curated record. The transcript has 7 exons.